CAGAGCCGGGCCGGGCCGGGCGCGGGAGGGGCGCCCCGGUGCCCGUCGCCACUUCCGGGAGUGCCUGGGCUGCGGCCGCCGCCUCGUCGUGCUGUCAGCCGCCGGCCGGGCCGCGGAGCCGGGUGAGCGCGCAGCCAGACCAAGCCCCCCUGUCCCUGUGCGCGCCGCCAGGCCUCUCCCUGCGCCAUGGGGGCGUCCACGCGGCUACUGCGCGCAGUGAUCUUGGGGGCGCCGGGCUCCGGCAAGGGCACUGUGUCGUCGCGCAUUACCCAGCACUUCGAGCUGAAGCACCUCUCCAGCGGGGAUCUGCUCCGAGGCAACAUCCUUCGAGGCACAGAAAUUGGUGUGUUAGCCAAGACUCUCAUUGAACAAGGAAAGCUCAUCCCAGAUGAUAUCAUGACUCGGCUGGCCUUGCAUGAGCUGAAAAACCUCACCCAGUAUAACUGGCUAUUGGAUGGUUUCCCAAGGACUCUUCCUCAGGCAGAAGCCCUGGAUAAAGUUUAUAAAAUAGACACCGUGAUUAAUCUGAAGGUGCCCUUUGAGGUAGUUAAGCAGCGCCUCACAGCUCGCUGGAUUCAUCCAGCCAGCGGCCGAGUCUACAACAUCGAAUUCAACCCUCCCAAAACUGUGGGCAUCGAUGAUCUGACUGGGGAGCCUCUCGUGCAGCGUGAGGACGAUAAACCGGAGACGGUUGCCAAGAGACUGAAGGCUUACGAAGCUCAGACAGAGCCAGUCUUGGAAUACUACCAGAAAAAAGGAGUGUUGGAAACAUUCUCAGGAACCGAAACCAACAAGAUCUGGCCCGAUGUAUAUGCCUUCCUACAAACAAAAGUGCCACAAAUAAACCAGAAAUCAUCAGUUACUCCUUGAGGAAAAGCCCGUGUAACUAAAAUAGAAUGCUAAGAUCCAAUUCCAAAGUUCUUCAGAACAGAAGUCUCUGUUAAGACCAGGCUUCAGUUUUCCUUGAGAGUUGGCUGAGAAGAUUCUCCAGAACUCAUCUAACCCAUCUUCCUAAGAACUGCACGACAUCAUCAUGAAGAGACUUAAAUACACCUAACCAUAAUCUGUACUUAAAUUCCACUGAUUACCCCAUAUUCUCAUCUAGUAACAUUCUCAACAUAUUUCUUGUCCCAUUGACCAGUUCUUCCCAAGAGCACAUGACUGAGUGUCUUGUCCUAUUUCUUGUAUAUGAUUCAACAACAAUUAUGGUAUAGAUGAAUAAGCGGUGAAGUAGGAUAGAAAUCCAGGAUUAGAAUAUUAGCUCCAUCAUUUAUUGUAUUGACUUCAGGCAAAUUACUUAAUUCUCCACAGUUUAUUUAUCCAUAAUAUGAGUGAAAAAGAAUCAUAGAGCUUUUGAGAUCAUUAAAUGAUACAACAUAUAAUAGUGUUUUGCAACCUAUAAACUGAUAUAAUAAAAAUGGGAUGUUAUUAUGGUAAGCUUUUCUUCCAAAUCUUCUCUCAGUUGACAACUUAGUCCCUCAGGUUGCCUCUCAUCUUAUCAUAUUUCCCUCACCAGUUGAUAGUCUUGUGCAUCUAGCUGAAAUCUUAUCCAGCCCUUCUCUCCCUCAGAAGGAGUAAACUAGGAUGCUCUUCUCCCAGCAUGAUGAAUUAAAUCUAAAUAAUCCUGGUAAUGUCAGCAAUUCAAAACUGUCAAAAUUUUAUAAGCCUAGGUCCUCAGUCAAAAUUACUGCAAGGGAUACCUAGCAGCAGAUCUUAGUUGCUAUUUGAUACAUAGAACAAGAACUCUCAAACUGGAAGCAACUUUUUGAUAAUAUAAUAUCUCAUGAUAUUUUAACAUGUAUCUUUCUCUCUUAUGUUAGAAUCAAUGAUACCCUUCAAAAAUUUUUUUCCUUUACAUUCAUUAUGUGACUUCUUAAUUUUAAGUUUCUACAUUGGACUUGACAGUGACUUAGUCAUAAAAUUACCUUAGAAAGACUAAUUCUCUGUGGGCUCAAGGAAAUGAAGAGAAAAUCAUCACUAUAUUUAAACAGCAAUAAGAGAUAAUUCAUGGGAAAAAUCAAGGGGGAAUAUUACUUGUUUAACUACGGGUAGUAUAACUAAUAAGUAUAAAGUCAGACUUUGAUUAUUUCCAUCCUUUAGAAUAACAUUUUUGGCUGACUUAAAUAUGACCAAUUGCUUUCCUAAAUUGUCCCUUUGUCUUACAAUACAUGUGACAACUGAAAUGGCAAAAUUAUAGAGACAUAAGGUCAAGACAUUGAAAAAUCUCAAUUCCUGCUUUAUGAAAUUUAAAAAUAAACACAGGGCUCUCCUCACAUUGUCUUCUGAAUGAGAAUUGCCUUUUCAUUGUGUAGGAAACAGACUAAACUUUAAGCUAAAGCUGGUCUUAAAAUCUUGCAAAUGAGAGAUUACUGGGCUCAAUUAAAAUCCUACUAAAGUCAAAAUGGGCAUCAACUUUCUAAUGAUAAUUUAAAAUCACAAUCCUAGGCAGAUCAGUAGUCUAACCUCCUCUUCUUUUUGACAUAAAUGUUAGUGACAUGGUUGAUCUAACAGCCAACUUCAAAGAAGCUCAAACAGGUGGCCUAUAUUAUCAGAAAGAACAGUUUAGCAUAAGCUAUGUUAACGUGGAUUAAAAAUGUUACACCUGGUAGGCAACACCAACAAUUAGCAAUUCUAAAUAAACUCAUGCAACAGAUAACCUUGGUUGCCAAUUAGAUGUGUGCUUUGAAGCUAAUUCACUUUAAUAAAUUCUUAAACAGUAUAGAUCUACUCAGAAAAAAAUGUUCCUCAGAGCUAUCUUGAGAAGUUUAUGAUUGAAAUGAUAAAUAGCUAACAAUUGCCCUUAAGAAUGAUCAAUAGCUAACACUUGCCCUUAAAUUGUGCGUAGGCACAACUCAUCUCUUCUAUUUUUAAAGAGUGGAAUUUGGUGUCUCUUUAAAAACCUAAGAAAUGGAAGAGAUUUAGUGCCAAAACAGGGCAUGAAAUGAAACUCUGUGUUCUCUUUUGAGGUAAGAAUUUUAGAAUGGCCACACCUAGCCCAGCCUGCAUGGCUUAGUGGUUGAGUGGCAACCUAUGUACCAGGAGGUCACAAAUCGAUUCCCAGACAGGGCACAUGCACAGUUUGUGGGCUCAAUCCCCAGUAGAAGGCAUGCAGGAGGCAGCUGAUCAAUGAUUCUCUCUCAUCAUUGAUGUUUUUCUCUCUCUUCCUCUCUGAAAUCAAUAAAAAAAUUUUUUUUAAAUGUC
Messenger RNA from Eptesicus fuscus (big brown bat), 3201 nucleotides. RefSeq names its product adenylate kinase 3 (gene AK3). The record is from RefSeq and is a predicted model, not a curated record. Gene Ontology annotation, cellular component: mitochondrion; cytoplasm. Gene Ontology annotation, molecular function: AMP kinase activity; ATP binding. Lineage: Eukaryota; Metazoa; Chordata; Mammalia; Chiroptera; Vespertilionidae. Gene Ontology annotation, biological process: nucleobase-containing compound metabolic process. Bases 187 to 870 code for a protein of 227 amino acids. The transcript has 6 exons.